GCACGACCGAAUAAAAAGGUCUCCACAGCCCUCUUGUAUCACUGCAUAGACACCAGGGCCUCACGAAUACAGCGGCCUCAUAUCUCGCUCAUUUCACCUAGAAAACAAUGACGCAACACGCAGAAAGGCGCACACAGUCUCCUGCGCUCCCCUUGCCACUCUAUCACUCACCUGCACGUGAUAGACUUCCAUCUGAUCGCACGUGAAGUUGUCCGACUGCGCCAAUGUGCCGUCGCCGUCUUUAUCCCUUUCCCCCGAGAACCCCGCUGGCAAUUGCUCCUUCUUGAUCCACUGUUGGCAGCGGCUGAGGUCGGCGGCCGGACCAGGCUGAGCGAAGCCGAGCCAGAGAUAGCCCUUGCCGAUGGCCACAUUGGCGAGUGGCUCGCCGUUGUCGCCCUUCACCUUCACCGCCCCCUGUGUGCCGGCCACUCUCACCCUCUGCCUCUCCUCGUGUAUCUCGAUCUUGGUCGGCGCGUCAUACGCGCCGGACAGCGAAAAGAAGAAGACGGGCACCUUGUAGCCGUUGGUCUUUGCGGGAUCAGCAGGCGGUGUAAUGGGGCCGUUGAUGAAGGCGCCGAAUCGGUGUGUGUCGCCAUGUCGGAGGGCGAAGAGGAGGCCGCUCUUGCCGGUCACCUUGUUGAGAAAGGAGGGGUACUCAAAUGUGUCACGACUGGACCUGAUAUCAACCCACACACACACAGAAAUGUCUGAGUGUCCCAAUCGCAUUCCCUCUGUGUGUGGCCUCCUCACUUGUAGAUGAGUGUGACUGUGGGUGAGGGUUUGCCGGUCAUGUCGACGACUUUGCCCCACUCGUCGUCGGUCUCGAUGACGAAGCCGCCCCCCGCCACACCGCUGAAGAAGGGCUCGUACUUGAGACCAUACAUCUCAGUGUCCGUCCGAAUCUGUUUGGCGUUG
Messenger RNA from Vitrella brassicaformis, 915 nucleotides. The record is from the annotation of a GenBank genome assembly. NCBI's taxonomy places the organism in Eukaryota, Vitrellaceae.